This is a messenger RNA of Chaetomium globosum CBS 148.51, 3423 nucleotides long. RefSeq lists its product as uncharacterized. Gene Ontology annotation, molecular function: ATP-dependent chromatin remodeler activity; ATP binding; metal ion binding. Lineage: Eukaryota; Fungi; Ascomycota; Sordariomycetes; Sordariales; Chaetomiaceae. The record is from RefSeq and is a predicted model, not a curated record. Bases 1 to 3423 code for a protein of 1140 amino acids. The transcript has 9 exons.
AUGCCCAAAAGCAUCAAAGGGUCCCGGGGAAACCCUCCCAGUUCCGUACAGAGUCAGCUUGCGUUCGGGGCUAAGUCUAGCCUCCGUCCUGGCUUGUCCUCGGACAGAGAUGCGCUUGCCACCCAGCCACCCGGGAUCUUCGAGAGCACGGAACAGGUUUUAUAUGAAAACCCUGUGCAAACCGGCCAAGACACAAUCGGACCGGCCCUGCAAAAACAAUACGAUCAACAAACGGGCCCUCACAGUAAUCCUUGGGACGCAGUCGAUGUGAAUAACUUGGAGAAUGGCGACAUCGACGCUCGGAGUGACGGAAGCAGCGAAAGCGAUCUGUUCGUUCCGCAGGAUACUGAAAUCAAAAGCGAGGAUGAGCGUAACGGCGACCACAUCAACAACGGUGCCGAAGAGGAAGCGCCUACCAACGAUGAUGGCCGCUCUGGUUCUGAGGAAUACGGUCGUGCAGAGGACCACACCAGCGACGAGUACAGUGACCUUUUCGGGGACGACAGCCAAAUUGUCGACAACGGAGAUCAAGCAGGGGGGCGUCGGCAUGAUCAGCUUCAAGUUCAAGCUCAGUUAGACAAGGACAAUGACAACGACUACAUGGUUGUCGAAGCCAAAGAUAUUCCCGCCGACAUCAACGCCAAAUUUUCCGAAUUUCAGUUCGGCACCUUUCCCCAGGCGGCAGGUGAUCUUAUCUGCACUGGUUCAAGGCAGAUCAAGAUUGAAGACCCCGACCACGACUUUCUCGUUCCCGACUCCGACUAUGACGCCGAUCCCGAUUUUGAGAUGGAUGAGGACGAUGUUUUGUCUGAUGGCGAGAGGCCUAGGAAGCGUCGUCGGGCUCCCCCCAAGGGUCCGGGGAAAGGAGAGGAAACACUUCCCUUAGGCCCGACACAGGCGAUAACUGGUGGUGUUCCGGACGACGGCGACAAAGGAGAGUCACAAGAGCCAACUGAUGAUGAACUCUUGAAGAUGUAUACGCAACAGGAUGAACUGAACGCUCUGAAAACCCAACGCAACCUCACUUUUCUAGAAAGAAUCACCUUAGCUCAAGUCACUUCAAGGAUCGCUACCGUGGAGAAAAUGGCAUCUCAGCAGACAGAAACGCCAACUCUCGUACCACCAGCUAGCACAGACGACAAAAAGGCACGCAGACCAGCAAAGACAGCUCAGGAGUAUUGGGAGCGCGAAUACGCUGAAAAAGGCUCGGGGAUACGCAACAUGGUUGAGGCAACGAAGCGAAAACGAGCGACCAACAAGACGAAGAAAGGGAACCAGGGCGAGCCAGGCGGCGCCAUGGAACGCAAAUUUCUGGGCAUGCUAGGAGACGUCAACCCCAUCAUGGCGAGAGCGGCGCAGGGCAAGAUGGAGAUGCCUGGGCCAAUCCAAGCAACGACCAGAAACGAUCAAAUCAAGGCCAUGAAAGAUUUUCUUUUCAGGGUAACGGGGAACCCAGGCCAGCGUCUCAAGACUGAUGACCAGCGGCUGCUAGAGAAAGCUGCGGCAUCCUUUGGCCACUGCCAAGUCAGAGCUUCGGACAGUAAAUGGAGGUUGGCAGGGAACAGAAUGAUCUCAACCCUGUAUAACCAUCAGCUGGUUGGGGUCUCUUGGAUGCUCGGUCAGGAGUAUUCCCCGAAUGGCCCGUAUGGAGGUAUUCUGGCAGACCAGAUGGGCUUGGGCAAAACAGUCCAAGUACUGGCUACCAUGUCGGUCAACCGCCCAACACAAGAAGACGUCAAGGCAGGCUGCCAUCAGACCCUAAUAGUCGCUCCGGCAACUGCACUUAACCAGUGGGAGCGGGAAAUUACCAAGCACUGCGACAAGUCCUUCAUAAGGCUGGUACACCACUACCGAGCCGCUCAGAAAAUCAAGCCAGAAAUGUGGACAAUGGCGGACGUCAUUCUCGUGAGCUUCAACGAAAUUAUAAACGCAAUGCCAUCCAACAAAGUGUUGAAGCAACUUGCAGGGAAGAAGCGAGAUGGCGAGGAAUGGCAAGAAGAGUACGACCAGGCCCUGGGCGAGCUCCUCAAACAUCGGUUUUUCCGCGUGGUGCUGGACGAAGGCCAUGCGAUUCGCAACAACUAUACAAAGACGGCAAAGGCCUGCUUUAACCUGACAAGCAAGUACCGGUGGAUAUUGACUGGGACGCCGGUGCAUAACUCUAUUCACGUGGCCUAUUCAGGACGACGUCAGGGAGAGGUUGGAUGUGGUAAUUCGAAGCAGCAUGCUCCGGAGGCAGUAGCCCACCCGUUUCUUCUCGAAGGCGUCUUCAAGCACAACUUUACUCUGGAAGAUUUCAACUACAUCCGGAAACAGCUCUCAAUCAUCGGUGGCAAGACACCGAUGCACCUUCAAAUCCGGAGGUGGGUUGAUAUGGAGUACGGCCUCCACCUCGGGGCCGCGGGAGCCGGCUCAGAAAUAUUUGGGCAAAGUCAGUUUGGCUACGCCUUUGACAUGGACGCGGAGCUUGAAGAAUUGGAGGCCGGGAAGUCCAUGGAGGAGGUGAUCUGCCGUCUUUGCUCCGAGAUUCCCGUCAACCCUCAGAUAACCGAGUGCGGACACACCUUUUGCGCAGAGUGCAUCGAAGGCGCCUUGCACGUCAGGGAAUGCUGCCCCACCUGCAAUACUGUGCUUUGGAAGUUGAGUGUCCUUCGAGAACCGGACAGGAUACUUGGGGUGCAAGUGGACGAUGGUAACGACGCCCCCAAAGCCAAGAAGAAGCGGAAGAAGACGGAAGAGGACCGCGAAGUUGGUGACGACAGCAACCUGGCCCAGCCUAAGAUGAAGGACAGCUCCAAAUGGGUGGAACAAUACGACAAAUGCUAUCCCAACAAAAGACUGUUGGGUAGCGCCAAGACGAUCGUCGUCAAGAACCAGAUCUUGAAGUGGCAGAAGGAGGCCCCUGAUGACAAGAUUAUCGUCUUUGUCAACUGGGCCAAACUAGCUUGUAUCAUCGGCCGAAUGCUGCAAGAAGAGAAGAUCCCAUUUCUUUACUACUUUGGCGACUUGACCAAAGAUCAGAAGGAAGCCGCAAUUCUCAACUUCCAGGAGAAGCCCAACAUCAAAGUUCUGAUCGCAUCCGCCCGCUGCGGCGGUCAAGCACUCAACCUCAACUUUGCCAACCGGGUGAUCUCUGUCGAUCAGUGGUGGAACAGGGCGAUGGAAGACCAAGCAUUUGGCCGAGUGCAUCGCAUUGGCCAACAGAAGGAAACCUACUUCACCAAAAUCAUUGUCCGGGACAGCAUUGACGAGAUGUUGCUAAACACGCAAGAUGCAAAAGAGAAGCGUAUUUCCGACGUGUUCAAAGAGGGUGUUGACCGCAGGGAAAUGCCCACUCUAGAGGAGCUGAUCAAGCUUUUUGGGCUUGACAAUGACGGAAACUACACGGAUAAAGCCACUCAGGAGGAGGGAGGUGCAAGGUAG